AUGUAAAAUAAUUGUAAAUUGUGUGGAUAGAGUUAAAGAAUGCUCAUUUUAGAGAAACUAUAAUUGAAAUAUUUUGAAGCCUUUAACUUUUAUUUUGCUAAACCCAUCAAUGAAAUUCUAUCUUAAAUUGCUAAUACUCCUCAUGUAAUCUAUUUUAAGGAUUAUGUGAUAUUAGAUGAAUAAUAAGAAUACAUGAAAAGGUAGUAGAACUUCCUUAACAUGUAGAUAUUAUAAGAAAGAAGAAGUCAAACCCAGACUAGAUAUUUUGACAGAUUUUUAUGUGACAAAUUACAAAGAGCUACAUCCUUACUUAUUAGUUGUUGAAAGUCAUACUUUAAUGACUAAAAGAAAUAAGAAAAUUGAUAAACUAUAUUAUUAGAGAAUGCAAGAAAGUGAAAAUCCAAAUUAAUCAUAAAAUCAUGUUGUUGUUAAUAAUGUCCUCAAUUCAAAACUAUCAUCAAAAUCUCAAAUCAGUUAUGAAACUGAAGAACAUGAUAUCUAUUCUUCAUAGGAUCAACCUAAUAAAUAAAAUCGUUUAGAUUUUAAAGGAAUUAGUCUCCUUAAUAAUUAUGAAGAUAAUAAAUUAUUUCUUGAAUUAUUAGACAAGUAAUAUCACAGUAUUAAUAAAAUGACAAACAAAUAUAAAUUAUUGUCUCCAAAUUUUUAUAUUAAAUCUGCCCCUUUAAGUCAAUAAAAUAUAUAAACCAAUCUCAUUAAGGAUCUACAUUCAAUAAAGAAUGUUUAAAGAAGAACUAAUAAUAUGGAUCUAAGAGAGAAAAAAGGUAUAUGAAUCUAUAUAUAUAUUUUAUAGCUAUUUUUGCUAAUUCUUAGAGUGAAUCAAAACAUUCUUAAUCAAGUUUCAAGAUUUCUAAGAUAAAAGAUUCAGUUGAUUAAUAAGUUGAUUAAUUUUGUGAUUAUGUUUCUGGAUAAAUAGAACCAUCUGAUAUGGAAGGUAAGAAUAAGAUGUCUAGAAUUUAGAGUGAUAAUAUCACUAUAUAAAAGAUGCUUAAGGAAUAUUAGGGAAAUCAGAAAAGAUAAUUAAAAUCAACAAUUUCAUAAGAUUUAUUAGUUGCAAGUACAUCUACUCUUAUUUAGGGAUAUUAAGGUUCUUAAAAAAGUAUAAAAUAAGAUCAAAAUAACAAUAAUGGUAGUAUAUAAAAUAUAUCAUAAAGACAAGACUAAAUUAAGAAAGUAUAUUAGCCAUCAUCAUAAAAAAAAAUUAAUUAAAAUUAAUUAGAUAGAAUAGCAAAAGGAGGAUGUCUUACUGAUAGAAAUAUGAAAUAGUUGCCUAUAUCUGAAGAUUUAUUUACUAAAUUACAUGAUAUAAAAAUCAAAAGUUCUUAAAAUGCAGAAUCUUAAAAAAAACCUGAAUUCAAUUAUAUGAUACCAUCUUAGUAUAAUGCAAUGUCCACUUUCAAAAUUGCCAAUAAUAAUAAAGCCAAAUCUUAAUAUACUAAGAAAACUGCAGGAUUUGAUUUUGCUACUAAAUCAUAGCAUUAAUAAUAGGGGAAUCAUAGUUAAUCUAAAGUAUUGAAUAUUAAUACACAGAAAACAGAUGAUAUUGUCAAAAAAUACAUUUAAUUGGCUACACAAUCUAUAUAAAAUCAUAAAAAAUUUGAUUUCAAAUUGAAUCUUUAAAACUUAAAUAAUCAUAAUGAACCUCAUUUAGAUGAAGAAUUCUGUAUUUAUAAAAUUAUUAUUUUUAAAUAGAAAACAAACGUCUGAAUUUUCUUACUGAAAGACACAGUCAAUAAAUAUAAGAGAAAGAUUAAUUUAUUACUCAUAGAAAAAUUGUGAUUAAAUGA
This is a messenger RNA of Paramecium primaurelia, 1805 nucleotides long. Lineage: Eukaryota; Ciliophora; Oligohymenophorea; Peniculida; Parameciidae. The record is from the annotation of a GenBank genome assembly.